CGUCACAACGCUCCGUCUCCGCCCCCAGCUUGUGUGCAGCCAGUACCGGAAGUUCCGUUCCGUCGCGAACUGGGACAGCAAGCGCACUUCUCACAGUGUAUGUGUGGCAACAACAUGUCUGUGCCGCUUCUCGCCGAGGCUGUGACGAUAUCUGGGAUGGAGAAGGAGACCGCGGCAGUGAUCUUCCUUCAUGGGUUAGGAGACUCAGGGCAUGGGUGGGCAGACACUUUGACCGGGAUCCAGCUGCCUCACGUUAAAUUCAUCUGCCCCCACGCGCCCCCGAUCCCCGUCACACUCAACAUGAAGUCGAUGAUGCCCGCGUGGUUUGACCUCAUGGGUCUCAGCCCCGACUGCCAGGAGGACGAGUCUGGAAUCAAGAAGGCAGCAGACAGCAUCAAGGCCAUAAUCGAACACGAGGUCAAAAACGGGAUCCCCCCCCACCGCAUAAUGCUGGGUGGCUUCUCACAGGGCGGGGCUUUGUCCUUGUAUACCGCCUUGACCUGCCAGCAUCAGUUGGCUGGCGUUGUGGCUCUCAGUUGCUGGCUACCACUCCACAGGAGUUUCCCAUCGGCGUCCAGUGGCCAUAAGAACAUCCCGAUCCUGCAGUGCCACGGCGAGAUGGACGCCAUGAUACCGGCGCACUUUGGCGCCAUGACGGCAGAAAAACUCAAAUUCAUUGUCGACCCUCAGAUGAUCACCUUCAAAACCUACCCAGGGCUCCCUCACAGCUCCUGUCCUCAGGAGAUGGCGGCGGUAAAGGAAUUUAUCGAGAAGUAUCUGCCCCGAAUCUGACCUCGCCUCACCCCCACUGUGACCUCUCCCCGAGACACUGGCCUCUCACCCUUGCUCUGCCAUUCUCCCACAGGAAACAGCCAUGAGCGACCCCCCCCCCCCUUAUUCCCACACACAUCGGCAAGAUGUUAAACACACGCAUGAAAACACGCACACGUUCGAUAAUCCGAUAGAUUCGACCCACACAGUCAAACAAAACAUGUGCUUCUCUACGCAGUCCGACAACGCUCAUACUGAAGCAAAGAAAACCACUGGUUUGAUUCUAACACAAUUAAGCGCUCGCACCCACAAGUCUUAGCCUUUCGGAGGGAGAAACACUGACUCGCACUAUACAUUCCUUUUGGUUAUAUUUAUAAUGCCUCCGUAUGUCGCCUCCCCCCAACAUCAGCUUCUCUCCGCUAUUGUUUCAUUUUGCUGUCACGUGCUCCAACGCUUCCACCUCCUUCAUCGCUGCGUCAGUCUGGAGGUCAUUUGGUGGGAAACCGACAAGCAGGUUGACACUUAUCUGAUACUGUCAUACGAAGGCGCAGUCAGACCAGAUUUCACCUCCCAAUCACUUCGAUGUGGGACCUGGCUGCCUGCUUUGGUUAAACUGGUACAUCGGAUGGCGUCAAAAUUUCACGUGUCAAAUUUUCAAUUUAGUUAGUUAGUUUUCAAUUAGUUAAAACUCAUCAUUCAGGAAAUCUUGGCUGUUUUGUAGUCUUGCUUGCUAGCUGCUCGGUGAAAUAAAAACCCUGCCCUCACCAUUUCCUGGACCCUCCUGAUUUUAUUUUUGCUUCAGGUUGAAUUCUGACUGUGAUUUGCCUCCAGCUCUGGAGCCCCACGGGACUCUCUGACCAGGUACUGCUGGUUUUAGAGCUGGUUUCCUACCAACCCAUCCAUCCCAACGCAUGACACAUACACUGCAGCCUGUCUGGGUCUCUCAUCGGUUAUCUACCUACAGACAACCCCUUUUUCCCCCUUCUUUGUUAAAUCUAAGUAUCAACAUCCACAAGGGCCUCGCAUUUCUUUCUUUUUUUUUUAACGAGUGUGAUAAAACAUCGUGAAGUACAUGAAGAAAAUCCAAUUGAAAUAAAAGAAAACGUAACAAUCGAUGCUUUUGCCACCCUGUGCUGUUUAUUUCCACGCUUCCUCGCCUGCAUGUUCGUAACCUCUUUCUGCUUUACGUCAUGCUUUUUGUAAAAUUACCAGUUGAUUUGUUUUUUGUUUACAAGUGUAGGCUUAAAGAUGUAUGAGUUGCAUGAAAUCAAACGCUCUAGAUGGUUGCUGCUCUGACUGCACACACCACGAGUCGCUUCACUGUUCCUCCCACCGACUUUUCCUCUCAAAAUCAUUUUCUCCUCCCCCAUUAAUCUCAGUGGAUUUUCAACGGUUUUGUUAGUUUUACACUCUGGGAUAGAAACCUGAUUCUUCCAUAUCUUCCACGACACCACAGCAGCCCUGAGUUUUAUUCUUCAGAAAAUAUUCCCCCCUUUAGUAACUUCCUGUAAUCCACUAAUAGAACAUGAAAGGUCCGAUUCAAAGUGAAACCCAAUGCUAUAAUAGUUCCCUACUUUAAAAUACAAUGGCUAUACACUUGGAGGGCUUCGGCAAGAAGCUGUUCCAACGAAACCGAAGGGUGAUUUUACAAAUAAUAAUAAAAAAGUUAAUCUUUAACAACGUGUGAUCCUUGAACAUAGGAGUGUAACUCUUGAGUAGUGUGUGUGCUUGAAAAAAUAUAUAUAUAUCAGGUGUUCUGCAUUUUCCUUUUGUGAAUGUUAAUUUUGCUCUCCUCAUGAUUACUUGUUCUGUACUGCUGUUCUUAAGAGAAGGACAUCUGUUUUGAUUGUGGACAAAUCAAUGAAUGUCUCGCUUACUCCUCAAGUCCUUUUAUGUUUUCCCAACACUAAAUCUCUGACGCUUCUCUUUAUGUAGUUUAUUUUUCUCCUCUUUGACACCAUCGUCAUCUCUUGUUUUUCUUUUGUUAUUCCAACAUUUCCAGCCUGUGACGACGUCGCACUGUCUUGUGUUUUCUCCUGGGUUGUAUAUUGUCAUUGGUUACGUUUUUGCAUAUGUGUUUUGUUUAUUGGACUUAUGUUCGUUGUGUUUCGUCACUGUUGUCAUCUCAUCCUUUUUUUGUGUCUAUAAUGAUGAGCAUUACAAAAAAAGAAGUCUUCAUUUUUUGUUUCCAAAACAACCCUAUGCAGAAUAAAUGAAAAUAAAAAGCCCAUGGGA
Messenger RNA from Cyclopterus lumpus (lumpfish), 3006 nucleotides. RefSeq names its product lysophospholipase 2 (gene lypla2). The transcript is spliced from 10 exons. The coding region runs from base 100 to 792 and encodes 230 amino acids. Gene Ontology annotation, cellular component: cytoplasm. The record is from RefSeq and is a predicted model, not a curated record. NCBI's taxonomy places the organism in Eukaryota, Metazoa, Chordata, Actinopteri, Perciformes, Cyclopteridae. Gene Ontology annotation, biological process: protein depalmitoylation. Gene Ontology annotation, molecular function: palmitoyl-(protein) hydrolase activity; carboxylic ester hydrolase activity.